Messenger RNA from Spathaspora passalidarum NRRL Y-27907, 1323 nucleotides. It is a transcript of the gene ENO1, whose product is annotated as phosphopyruvate hydratase. Gene Ontology annotation, cellular component: phosphopyruvate hydratase complex. NCBI's taxonomy places the organism in Eukaryota, Fungi, Ascomycota, Pichiomycetes, Serinales, Debaryomycetaceae. Gene Ontology annotation, molecular function: magnesium ion binding; phosphopyruvate hydratase activity. Bases 1 to 1323 code for a protein of 440 amino acids. The record is from RefSeq and is a predicted model, not a curated record. Gene Ontology annotation, biological process: glycolytic process. The transcript has a single exon.
AUGGCCAUCACUAAAGUUUUUGCUAGAUACGUUUACGACUCCAGAGGAAACCCAACCGUCGAAGUCGACUUACACACCGAAAAGGGUUUAUUCAGAUCAAUUGUUCCAUCUGGUGCUUCCACUGGUAUUCACGAAGCUUUGGAAUUGAGAGAUGGUGAUAAGUCCAAGUGGUUAGGUAAGGGUGUCUUAAAGGCUGUUGCCAACGUUAACGACAUCAUUGCUCCAGCUGUUGUUAAGGCUAACUUAGAUGUCACUAACCAAGCUAAGGUUGAUGAAUUCUUGUUGUCUCUUGACGGUACCCCAAACAAGUCCAAGUUGGGUGCUAACGCUAUUUUGGGUGUUUCUUUAGCUGCUGCCAAGGCUGGUGCCGCUGAAGUUGGUGUCCCAUUAUACAAGCACUUGGCUAAGUUGGCUAAUGCUAAGGACGACGGUAAGUUCGUUUUACCAGUUCCAUUCCAAAACGUCUUGAACGGUGGUUCCCACGCUGGUGGUGCUUUAGCCUUCCAAGAAUUCAUGAUUGUUCCAACUGGUGCUGAAACUUUCUCUGAAGGUUUAAGAAUUGGUUCUGAAGUUUACCACAACUUGAAGACUUUAACCAAGAAGAAGUACGGUCAAUCCGCCGGUAACGUCGGUGACGAAGGUGGUGUUGCUCCAGAUAUCGGAUCUCCAAAGGAAGCCUUGGACUUGAUUACUGAUGCCAUUGAAAAGGCUGGUUACACUGGUAGAGUUGGUAUUGCUCUUGAUGUUGCCUCUUCUGAAUUCUUCAAGGACGGUAAGUACGACUUGGACUUCAAGAACCCAGAAUCUGACGAAUCUAAAUGGUUAUCUGGUGAACAAUUGGCUGCUUUAUACGAAGAAUUGAUUGCUGCCUACCCAAUUGUUUCUAUUGAAGAUCCAUUUGCCGAAGAUGACUGGGAUGCUUGGGUUCACUUCUACUCCAAGGUUGGUUCCAAGAUUCAAAUCGUCGGUGAUGAUUUAACUGUCACUAACCCAAUCAGAAUCAAGACUGCCAUUGAAAAGAAGGCUGCCAACAACUUGUUGUUGAAGGUUAACCAAAUUGGUACUUUAACCGAAUCCAUCCAAGCUGCUAACGAUUCUUAUGCUGCUGGUUGGGGUGUUAUGGUUUCCCACAGAUCUGGUGAAACUGAAGACACCUUCAUUGCUGACUUGUCUGUCGGUUUAAGAACUGGUCAAAUCAAGACUGGUGCUCCAGCCAGAUCUGAAAGAUUGGCCAAGUUGAACCAAAUCUUGAGAAUUGAAGAAGAAUUAGGUGACAAGGCUAUCUACGCUGGUAAGGACUUCCACACUGCUCAAACUUUGUAA